Mangifera indica (mango) is the source of this 1729-nucleotide messenger RNA. Its product is annotated as UDP-glycosyltransferase 88B1-like. Bases 137 to 1567 code for a protein of 476 amino acids. The transcript has a single exon. The record is from RefSeq and is a predicted model, not a curated record. Lineage: Eukaryota; Viridiplantae; Streptophyta; Magnoliopsida; Sapindales; Anacardiaceae. Gene Ontology annotation, molecular function: UDP-glycosyltransferase activity.
AGCCACUAUGGUGGGAAGCUUUAACUACAAAUCCUUAUGUCACUUGAGCAACUCUAUUUAAGCAGACGUGAUGAAGAAUUACGAGCACAACAAUAUAAUUUUUUUCUCGAAACUCAACUUUUGAAAUACUAACACGAUGUCGGACGGCGAAAUUGUUCUAUAUCCCUGUCAGGGAAGUGGCCACUUAGUCUCCAUGGUUGAGUUUGGCAAACUCUUUCUCUCAAACCACCCUUCUUUCUCAAUCUCCAUCAUUAUCCCCACUGCACCAUUCGAAACCACCGCCACUCACGACUAUAUAGCCACCGUAUCCACCGCCAUACCCUCCAUCACCUUCUAUCGCCUCCCACCCGUCGUUCCCCCUCAAAAUGCUCUCUUUUCUGCAAAAGAUUUCCCAGCCCUAGCUUACCAGCUUGGUCAACUUAACAACCCUAAUCUCCAUGAAACCCUCUUGGCUAUUUCCAAGCGCUCAAACAUCAAAGCCUUUGUUAUUGAUUUCUUCUGCAACGCCUCGUUCCAAGUCUCGUCAAGUCUCAACAUCCCAACGUAUUAUUUCUUCGUCUCUGGAGCAAACAACUUUUCUCAUUUUAUUUACUUCCCCAAGAUUCAUAGAAAAUUAACCCAGAGCUUGAAAGAUCUAGACGACAUGAAAUUAGAUGUCCCUGGCUCACCGUCCAUUAGAGCAAAAGACAUGCUGCAGCUAACACUUGAUCGUGCGAGUUAUGAGUAUCAAUGCUUCGUGGAAACUGCCAUCAACAUGACAAAAUCUUCAGGGAUAAUAGUAAACUCGUUUGAAUUGUUUGAAGAAAGGGCUUGUAAAGCACUAGCCAAUGGAGAAUGUGCACCAGACGACUCUAUGCCAGCCGUAUAUUUCAUAGGCCCGGUGGUGAAUGAAAAGAAUGACGGUGGUGAUAAAGUAAAACACGAGUGCCUGAGUUGGCUUGACAAUCAACCGAGUCAAAGUGUAGUGUUUUUAUGUUUUGGAAGCAUGGGAGUUUUCUCUACAAAGCAGUUGAAAGAAAUUGCAAUCGGUUUAGAAAGAAGCGGCGUUAGGUAUUUGUGGGUGGUGCGUACUCCACCGCCGAACGAUGAGACAGUGGAAAAGUUAGCAGAAACUGAUCCAAGCAUAGAGUCUUUCUUGCCGGAAGGCUUUUUGGAGAGGACAAAAGAUAGAGGACACGUAGUGAAAUCAUGGGCGCCACAGGCGGCUGUACUGAGUCAUGACUCAGUAGCCGGGUUCGUCACUCACUGUGGUUGGAACUCAGUUCUGGAAGCGAUGUGUGCUGGGGUGCCUAUGUUGGCUUGGCCAUUGUACGCAGAGCAAAAAAUGAGUCGAACCUUCUUGGUGGAGGAGAUGAAGGUAGCCUUGCCAGUUAAGGCGUCAGAGGAGGGGUUGGUGAGUGCAGCCGAGUUAGAGAAACGAAUCACUGAAUUGAUGGAGUGGGAAAAAGGUAAAGCAGUAAGGGAGCAGGUCAAAGUAAUGAAAGAGGGAGCUGCAGCGGCCACUAGCGACGGUGGGUCAUCUCGUGUCGCCUUAGCCAAGUUAGCCGAAUCAUUUAAACAAGGUUGACUAAGUCAACGUGGUGGACAAACCCUCUUGAAAUGAGUCUACUGACCGGUUGAUCGGUAGAAAUGUGUCUAUUUUAACAUAGCAUUUUAAUCGUGAUGACUUGAAGAUUAGACCGUACAGAUGAGGUCAUUUUAAUAAUAAUUAUUUAAUCUCUAUUAUUAA